ACCGGACCCUGUAGAGGUCUUACGGCUGCCGGUGCAUUAAAUUUGGGGUGCAAGGGGCCUUUUCGUUCUAAAUUGCUCGCAGCGACUAACAUGGCUUUGCCUUAAGAUUGCGGCCUCCGACUGUGAGACUGAAUGAAAAUUUUUUAAAUGCGAGAACGCGGAGGUCCUCUGGCAUAUCCCAGUUAGAGCCUAAGUCACCAGAUUCAGGGGCAGUGUGAUUGGCUGGAGCGGCUGGGUCCUGUUCGCCCCGACGCGUCAGGGCCUCAACCCCCCCUGGCUGCGGAGUGGUAGUCUCUGCCGCCAGGGGACUCAGCGCCGAAGACCUGUGGAAUCUGCGUCUCUGGCUGGCAGCGGCAGCCGCAGCCAUGGAGCCCAGUGCUUCCCCUGAGCCCGACUCGGGCGAAGUGUUGCCCCAGCACAAGUUCGACAGCGGGUCCCUAGAGGCCUAUCUAAACCAGCACUUGCCCGGCUUUGGGGCCGAGCCCGAGGCCAAGCUGACCGUUACCCAAUACAGAUCAGGACAGUCCAAUCCAACCUUUUAUCUUCGGAAGGGCUUUCAAGCAUAUGUACUCAGAAAAAAACCACCUGGUUCACUUCUUCCUAAAGCACAUCAGAUUGAUAGAGAAUUUAAAGUCCAGAAAGCUUUGUUUUCAGUUGGAUUCCCCGUUCCCAAGCCUUUAUUGUACUGCAGUGAUCCUUCUGUCAUUGGAACAGAAUUUUACUUGAUGGACCAUGUGCAGGGUCGAAUCUUUCGUGAUUUCACAAUUCCUGGAGUUAGCCCAGCAGAACGCUCAGCCAUGUAUGUGGCCAUGAUAGAAACCUUGGCUCACUUACAUUCCUUGAAUGUACAGUCAUUGCAGCUGGAAGGUUAUGGUCGAGGUGCUGGCUAUUGCAAAAGACAGGUAUCAACCUGGACAGAGCAAUAUCAAGCUGUAGCUCAUCAGGACAUCCCUGCCAUGAAACAGCUAUCUGACUGGCUAAUGAAAAACUUGCCAGAUAAUGACAAUGAAGAAAAUUUGAUUCAUGGAGAUUACAAACUAGAUAACAUAGUUUUCCACCCUACAGAGUCUCGAGUUAUAGCUAUACUGGAUUGGGAGCUUUCAACCAUUGGUCAUCCUUUGUCAGACUUAGCUCAUCUCUCCGUAUUCUACUUUUGGCCACGGACAGUCCCAGGGAUAAAUCAAAAUUUUUACUUUCAAGAAAACAUAGGGAUACCAUCAAUAGAAGAACUGAUUUCAAUAUAUUGCCGCUGCAGGGGAAUUAAUUCUAUUCUCCCUAACUGGAAUUUCUUUCUUGCCCUUGCAUAUUUUAAAAUGGCUGGAAUAGCACAGGGAGUAUAUAGUAGAUAUCUUCUGGGAAAUAAUGCAUCUGAGAAUAGCUUUCUGUUUGCCAAAGUUGUGCAACCUCUGGCAGAAACUGGAUUACAGCUUUCAAAAAGAACUUUCAGUACUACAUCACCACAGAUUGAUACUUCCCAACAGUUGUUUGUACUGAGUAAGACCGGCCAGGAAGUUCUUGCUAGGGUGAAGCGUUUCAUGAAACAACACAUCCUUCCAGCUGAAAAGGAGGUAAUUGAGUUCUAUGUUCAAAAUGAAAAUUCAGUGGACAGAUGGAAAAAACCUUUAGUGAUUGAUAAACUUAAGGAAAUGGCCAAAGCAGAAGGCCUCUGGAACUUGUUUUUGCCAGCUGUAAGCGGUCUCAGCCAGGUGGACUAUGCCUUGAUUGCUGAAGAAACAGGAAAAUGCUUUUUUGCUCCAGAUGUCUUUAACUGCCAAGCACCAGACACAGGGAACAUGGAGUUGCUCCACCUAUAUGGAAGUGAAAAGCAGAAGCAGCAGUGGCUUGAGCCUCUUCUUCAAGGGAACAUUGCCUCCUGUUUCUGUAUGACAGAGCCCAAUGUAGCUUCGAGUGAUGCCACAAAUAUUGAAUGUAGCAUCCAACGAGAUGGAGAUAGCUAUGUAAUUAAUGGCAAGAAAUGGUGGAGCAGUGCCAUAGAUGAAAUCAUCUACAGACAUAGCUUUGGAGAUGUUGCGGAUUCAGUUCCAGAUUACUAUAAUUUCCAUGGAGGACAUUUUGAGAUCCAUUUUAAUCAAGUACGAGUUCCUGUCACCAAUUUAAUACUAGGUGAAGGUAGGGGAUUUGAAAUUGCCCAAGGCCGCCUUGGACCCGGCAGAAUUCAUCACUGUAUGAGAACAGUAGGAGUGGCAGAACGCGCUUUGCAGAUAAUGUGUGAACGGGCAACACAAAGGGUGGCCUUUAAGAAGAAACUGUUUUCACACGAGGUUGUGGCUCACUGGAUUGCUGAAAGCCGCAUUGCCAUCGAGAAGAUACGUUUGUUGAUCCUGAAAGCCGCGCACAGCAUUGACACCCUGGGCUGGGCUGGCACUAGGAAGGAGAUUGCAAUGAUUAAAGUGGCCACCCCUCGGGCCGUCUGCAAAAUUAUUGACCGGGCGAUCCAAGUGUGUGGAGGUGCAGGUGUUUCCCAGGAUUACCCUCUGGCUAACAUGUAUGCCCUAACGCGAACUCUGCGCUUAGCAGAUGGGCCCGAUGAAGUGCACCUCUCCGCAAUCGCAGCAAUGGAGCUGCGGGACCAAGCCGGAGGCGUGAGGUCCAAGGUGUAGGAGGCACCUUUACACACACUUCACGGGCUCUAGCAUUUGCACCAGUUUGAGCACAGGAUUAAUUACUCAUUUUCAGUAAACAUUUGAGCAUCCAUUUUGAUCACUGGGUUUUAUAAUUUCAAGGGUCACAAAGGUUUAAGUUAAAUACAAAAUUCUAUAGCUGCCGUCAUUCAGUCUAUUACCUAUGUGUUUAGCCUUUAUUUUUAAAACAUUCAACCUGUAAAGAAAUAAUGAAGUAAACUGGAGAGCUAAAGCAUAGGCAUAAAAAUAUUUUCACUUUUUGAUUCCCAGGAUCUGUUCCAUUUAAAUAAAUAUUCAAGGAGUUAUUGCUCUGUAAAAAAUAUAGCGGGAUGUCCUUUCUAACACUGGCUGUAGGGGGUGGCUUAACACUUUGUAGUACCACAGUGUUUGCACUGGAGAAAGGUGCAUGACUGACUGAAUCAUUUUAGAAUUCAUAUAAACCUCUUCAUAAUUCAACAGAAAGCAUUUAUACAUAAAGUCUGAAUGCAGUUUAAAGUUUACUAGAAAACAUGGCAUAUUAUGAGAAAACAUAAUUAGGAAGGUUUUUAAUUAUGUAUAAUAUGUUGAUGAAAACAGUGGAUAGUUUAAGCUACAAGAAAGUUAUUUAGUUUUGAGAAGAGAUUACAAUCCAUCUGUUCUGAAUGCCAUCCCGUUAGUAUCAACACCCUAAGCAAACAUCCUGUGGCUCUUUAAAUCAGUGCUGCCCAAUAUAAUGGCCACUGGCCACAUGUGACUCUUGAGCACUUUAACUGUACCUAGUGUAACUGAGGAACUUUUGAUUGUUUAAAAUUUUAAUAUCGAUUCUUAACUCAGUUACUAGAAAACUUUUAAGUAUGCUCGCAAUAACUUGGGUAUGUGAAUUGACUUUUUCAAAUGUAAAUUUUAUGAAAUCUAAAUAUGGAGCAAGUAUUUUGGCUGGAAAUUUAGCAUCCAAAUUAAGAAACAAAGUAAGUGUGAAAUACAUAACAAAUUUUGAAGACUUAGUGUGAGAAAAAGGUAAAAUAUCUCAUUAAUACUUUUUAAGUAGUGAUUAUAUAUGGAAAUGAUAAAAUGUGGAUGUAAGGCAUACCUUGUUUUAUUGUGCUUCACUUUUUGCACUUCUUACAAAUCAAAGGUUUAUGGCAACUCUGCAUCAAGCAACUCAGCACCAUUUUUCCAACAGCAUUUGCUCACUUCAUAUCUCUGUGUCACAUUUUGGUAAUCCUUGCACUAUUUCAAACUUGUUCAUUAUUAUUAUUUUGAAUUGCUGCAAUCUCAUGAUAAAACUUGAACGGAUGAGGAGUCACUUCUUAUGGAUGAGCACAGAAAGUCGUUUCUUGAGGUAGAAUCAACUCCUGGGGAAGAUGCUAUAAAGAUUGUUGAAAUGACAGAGAUUUAGAAUAUGAUAUAAACUUAGUUGAUAAAGCAGUGGCAGGAUUUCAGAGGUUUGACUCCAAUUUUGAAAGAAGUUCUGCUGUGGGUAAAAUGCUAUCAAAUAGCAUCACAGAGAAAUAGUUCAUGAGGAAGAGUCCAUUUGUGCAGGAAACUUCCUUGUCUUAUUUUUAAAAAUUGCCCCAGCCAGGCCAGCCUUCGGCAACCACCACCCUGGUCAGUGAGCAGCCAUCAACACCGAGGCAAGACUCUCCACCAGCAAGAAGACUGUGACUCACUGAAAGUUCAGGUGAUGGUUAGCAUAUUUUUUUUUAGCAAAAAAUAUUUUUUUUAAGAUUUUAGUUUUAGGGGCGCCUGGGUGGCUCAGUUGGUUAAGUGUCUGCCUUCAGCUCAGGACAUGAUCUCAGCGUCCUGGGACAGAACCUGGGUUCUGAUUCCUGCGUGUCACAUGGGCCUCCUAAACUCCUAAAUUUGCCUUUGAUCCUUAACCUCUCUGCAUCUCAUUUUUCUUUCUGUACCCUGGGAUUAACUAUUAAAUCUAGAGGACCCUUACCUACUGAGGGUUUAUUGUGACAAUCACUGAAGCCAUGUAGAAGCACUCAGGUAUUUCUGAACCACAAUAUUUUUAUAAGGUAUCCUCAUUUGAAGCAGAUCAAAUCUUAUAACCCAAGCUAUCGAACCUUAUUUCUAGUUUCAAAAGUUGUGACUUAGAAGAAAUCAGGAUUGUUUCUGAACAAUUAAAAUUAAAGGUUAUGUGUGGUACUUACAA
Messenger RNA from Leptonychotes weddellii (Weddell seal), 4782 nucleotides. NCBI's taxonomy places the organism in Eukaryota, Metazoa, Chordata, Mammalia, Carnivora, Phocidae. The record is from RefSeq and is a predicted model, not a curated record.